Bemisia tabaci is the source of this 844-nucleotide messenger RNA. RefSeq names its product basic phospholipase A2 acanthin-1. Gene Ontology annotation, molecular function: calcium ion binding; A2-type glycerophospholipase activity. Gene Ontology annotation, biological process: phospholipid metabolic process; arachidonate secretion; lipid catabolic process. Lineage: Eukaryota; Metazoa; Arthropoda; Insecta; Hemiptera; Aleyrodidae. The record is from RefSeq and is a predicted model, not a curated record.
ACCUCUCGAUUAGGUAUGGAAUUCCCCGCGAUAUUGCAACCGCCGGCUAUAUAAACAAUUUAAGCGACCAUUAUCGCGCAAAAGUCGUAGUGAAAGUAGAGAAAGUGCACGACGCAAGUUCAUCCAAAUUCUCUCCAAAUUUUAGACAUAACUCUUCUAGAUCCAACCGUGCAAAUUCUAGACUCGAGAUAGGAAUUUAAUCGGAGGUUCCGGUCAAGAUGCUAUUAGGCGUGAUCGUUCUCGUCACGCUGGACAUUCUCAGCGUGACCGGAAAAGCUACUCCGAACGUGGACGAAACCAACGAGGGUGCAUCAAUUUACGGCUCCGAAAUCCAAUCCUCUCAACAAGUGGGCAGGUCCAAACGAUCAUUACCGAACCUCUACAACAUGAUGGAAAGGACGCUCCCUUGUACUAAGGGUUUGAAAGGAUCGUUUGUCUACAACGGGCAUGGAAAUUGGUGCGGUUCCGGGGGUUCUGGCAAUACUAUCGAUGGGAUCGAUGAAUGCUGUAGGGACCAUGACUAUUGUUACGCCAACAAGACUAAGUGUGGCUCCUCCUUGAAAGAAUACACAUCGAACUACGACUGGACCUUAUCAUAUGGUAGUAGACCUGACAGUCUCAUCAUAACCUGUAACGACCGAGACUUUGAGUCUUGUAAGUUCAUGCUGUGCGAGUGUGAUGUGAAGUUUAUCCGGUGUCUUCAAAAGCAACCAUGUCCCUAGGAAAGAAGGAUAUUGCACAAUUGCAUAAUUGGACUGCAUUUUGCAAAAAGGAACCAAGAGCAUUUCAAUGUUGCUCAGAUUGUGCAACUUAAAUCCUUUCCAAAAAAUUACAGCAACACGAA